Molecule: messenger RNA, 1626 nt
Organism: Paramisgurnus dabryanus
Lineage: Eukaryota; Metazoa; Chordata; Actinopteri; Cypriniformes; Cobitidae
Source: RefSeq, a predicted model, not a curated record
UGUUAUGGUUUGAUGCUGGUUAAUGUGAUCGUUCUGAUUUCAGCCUUCAGAGCUGCUGUCACUAUCUGGUCUACAGUAAGUGUGUCCCAGGGAAAUGGCAGAUCACAUUAUUGAUCAACGCAUCAGGAUGUACUACAAUCAAGGUCUAACACAGGCAGAAAUUGCAUUGUGCCUUUCUGUUAGAGAUGGCUUUCAGAUUAGUCCUCGUCAUUUAAGGAGAAGACUAGCCCGGUUACAACUUUACAGACGACGGUUAAGUGAUGCUGCUGAGAUUGUUAACUUCAUUAGCAACCAGAUAAGAGGACCGGGUCGUCUUCAUGGUUACCGAAUGAUGCACGAGAGGUGCAGAUUGGCUGGACUGCGCGUGACUCGAGACAUGGUUCAGGAGAUUCAGUCACAUCUUGACCCAGAGGGCGUACAGCAACGGAGAGGAACAAGACUUCGGAGAAGAUGUUAUAGUGUCCCAGGGCCCAAUUAUUUAUGGCAUAUGGACUCUUAUGACAAGCUGACUCCUUUCGGCAUUGGAAUAAACGGAUGCAUUGAUGGGUUUUCGCGUCAUAUAAUCUGGAUGCAAGCAAACUCUUCCAAUAGUAACCCCAAAGUAAUUGCAGCAUACUUUAUGAAUGCAGUCACGGGACUCGGGGGGUGUCCAAAAAUAAUCCGAUCGGAUUUAGGAACUGAAAAUGUUCAUGUUAAUAGGCUGCAACACUUCUUCCGAGAAGAUGAGACUGGCGUUGUGCAUGGGCCGUGUGUGUUCCAAGGACGCAGUACAGCAAAUCAACGGAUCGAAAGCUGGUGGGGGAUCUACAGGAGACAGAACGCAAGCUAUUGGAGGGACGUCUUCCAGGAGUUCCAGGCAACUGGAGACUUUAAUGGGGAUUUCAUAGACAAGGGUCUCAUCCAAUUCUGCUUUCUUAAGAUUAUUCAAAAUGAGCUAGACACCGUUGUGACAAUGUGGGACAACCAUCGCAUUCGACCAGGUGGAAACGGACACCCAAAUUAUCAUGGAAAACCAUGUUUGAUGUACAAUGUACCUGAGCUCUAUCAUACACAAGAUUAUUUGCAUCCACUACAGUAUGAAAGAGUUGGAAUUGUUCUCCAAGAGGACAUUUGCCUGUGGAAAACAGACAUUCCCUGCGACCAUGACCUGCAUGAGCUCUGUUUGAUGGUGAUGGAAGAAAACAACAUAGCACUGUGUCAUAACGCUACAGAGGCAAUACGACUUUACAAAGACCUGAGGCCUUUAAUAAGAGCACUCCUGCCAGAGCCUCAUCACUGAUGUUGUUGUAGCAUACAGACAGAUGUACUGUCUAUGGUACUAAUAAUAAUGAUGAUGAUGAUGAUGGUGGUGGCAUUUCCAGCAAUGAUGCCUCUCUAAAAAUUUACAUUUCUCAAGUAUCAUUGGCAUUUGCAUCCAUUGAUGCUGUGUGUUGAAAUGUUUUACUAAGAUAAUGUGAUUUCUGUGUAGUAGGCCAGAUUCAUAAUGUUGGGUCUUGGGACCAGCAAGGGCACUUAAAGGAACACACCCAGAUUUUGGGAAUUUAGCUUAUUCACUGUAUCCCCCAAAGUUAGGUAAGUCCAUACCUUUCUCAUCUCCGUGCGUGCUGUAACUCUGUCUGAAGCACA